CUGUAUCGUAAAUCAUUCAAUGAGUGAUACGCGCCCGCAUGUGUCAGCUUUUUUCUCAAUUCCGCGCGAUACUAGUGCUCGAUAAAUAUUGUGUUUGCAACGUGGAGAAUUGAUAAUCGCGAACAUGUUUUUCCGCAAAGUCGAUCGCGAGAUACCUCGGCUAAUAUUUGUUUUAGUAUGCAUCUUUGCGAAACCGGUGUUCCCCUACGAACCACCAGAUCCAACGUUUGAAGUGUUAAAGCCGCAAGGUCUUCGAGUCUCAAUACCUGAUGCACCAAACUUAAGAGUAUUUGGAUUUCACGCUAACGCUAAUAAAGGAAUUCGGCUUUUCAAAACCGGCGAGAUUACUGGUGAUGUUUAUUUAGCAAGAAAUGGUCGUUGGACCUUUGAAGACUCAGGAGUGACUAUAAGAAAUGGAGAUGUACUUCAUUAUUGGAUUUAUGUGCAAGUAGCCCGGAAAAACUACAAUAAGUUGAAGAACUGGACGUAUUCUUUGGAAAAUGAAGAAAGUAAUGAAGAAAUUACAGAACAACAGAGCUCCACAACGAGAUACGAAGGUCGGUUGAUGCUCGAAGAUAAUUUUCGCACUCUCAACACGUCAUUGUGGAAACGUGAGAUAAAAAUGCCAUUAGAUCCGGAUUAUGAGUUUUGCGUAUAUCAUAAUGAAAAUCAUCAGGAAUUGGUAAAAAUAACCGGAGGUAACCUACUUAUAAAGCCACUUAUUUUAGAGGAUUAUUAUGGAGAAAAUGCAACUGCAUAUGGAAGACUGCAACUUAAUGAGUGUACUAGCUCGAUUGCUGAGGAAUGUUCACGACAGGCAAUAUCCUACAGCAUUCUACCACCGAUUAUAUCUGCGCGUAUUACUACAAAGAAAAGCUUUACCUUUCGAUACGGAAAGAUCGAAAUACGCGCUAGGUUUCCCCAGGGCGAUUGGAUAUAUCCAGAAAUGUGGCUCGAGCCGAAAUAUUCUACAUACGGUAUGAAUUAUGCCAGUGGCCGUGUUCUUCUGGGUUUGACGCGUGGCAAUGAACACCUGGUGAAUGCCACGGAUGUUUCGAAGAUUUAUGACAGUAGAAGAUUAGAUUUUGGCAUACGAGUCGGUCCUUCGUAUCCCGAAAACAUUCAGGAAGUACUUGUCUCGGCGAUACACGACUUUGGACCGCGAUGGACAGAGGACUUUCAUAAAUACACGACGAUUUGGAACAGCGAUGGAUUUGCGUUUUUCGUUGACGAUGUGGAAGUUGGCACAGUGCGUAAAGAUAAACUUCAAGAUACAUGGUCGAGUGAUUCUGACACGACAAAAGCUCCGUUUGAUCAAGAGUUCUAUAUCACGCUCGGUGUCGGUGUGGGCGGAGUGCGCACGUUUCCGGAUAACACGAUGAGUUCUGGAUGGGCAAAACCAUGGAAAAACCGGGGUGCUAAGGCAAUGCUAAAUUUCUGGAACUCGCGGAAUCAAUGGCUACCAAGCUGGGAGAAUCGUGACAAGACUGCUUUUGUAAUAGAUUACGUUCGAGUGUGGGCCCUUUGAAGCAACGUUGACGUUUAUCAUAUCAUUCUUCAUUCGUGACAUUUUUUCAUCAUUUAUAUUGCUUGUAGUGAUAGAUCAUAUUUCUUGUAUGACUGUGUAGCGUACACAUAGACAUUUAUAAUAUUGCCAUGAAUAUAAAAAAAACAAGGCAAUAAAAAUCGAUUAUUUUAUGAUUUAACGAUGGCAAAAGAUUACAGCGCUGUCUGCAAUGUUGUAGAAAAGAAUAAAAUCCUGUUUGUUUAACUGAA
Messenger RNA from Linepithema humile (Argentine ant), 1776 nucleotides. RefSeq names its product beta-1,3-glucan-binding protein 1-like. Lineage: Eukaryota; Metazoa; Arthropoda; Insecta; Hymenoptera; Formicidae. Gene Ontology annotation, molecular function: hydrolase activity, hydrolyzing O-glycosyl compounds; carbohydrate binding. Gene Ontology annotation, biological process: carbohydrate metabolic process. The record is from RefSeq and is a predicted model, not a curated record.